Messenger RNA from Nicotiana attenuata, 1903 nucleotides. RefSeq names its product DNA-binding protein HEXBP-like. Bases 269 to 1669 code for a protein of 466 amino acids. The record is from RefSeq and is a predicted model, not a curated record. NCBI's taxonomy places the organism in Eukaryota, Viridiplantae, Streptophyta, Magnoliopsida, Solanales, Solanaceae. The transcript is spliced from 9 exons. Gene Ontology annotation, molecular function: nucleic acid binding; zinc ion binding.
AUUAACAAAUAUUAGAACAAGAUUACAAUUCCAUUGUCUUAUUUCUUCUUUAUUUCUCAUUUCCGUCAACACAUAUGCUCACGCCCAACCCCCUUCAGCAAGCUAGUUACCCCCUCUCCUAUUGUAUCUGAAAAUGGAAUGCCACUUUUGCUUCUUGCUAAUGGUAUGAAAGUAUAUAAUCAACCAAAAUCUGGAGAACAAUUGCUGGUGACUAGGCGGAGUCUUCAACAGUCAGUGAGCUGUCUAUAUCCUACUCUGUAGGUGAAGAAUGUCUGAAGAUAUGGGAUGCUUUGCAGCAGAUCUUAAACCUGUGACGAAACCACCGUUAGUACAAAAUGAGAGGAGUGAAAAAGAAGAAGCUAUUGCUAAUGGUGGGAAAGGAGAUAAUCGACAAAAAGAUGGAGCUGAAAUUACUGGUGAUGUAAUGGCUUCAACAGUCACUGAACAAUGUUUGUCCUCCCCUGAAGGUGGUGAAGAUUUGUCGGCAGAUACACUUAAAACUCAGUCGAUACAACCAAUGGUGGACAAAGAGAGAAUUGAAGAGCAAGAGACUGUUGUGCAUGCUGCAACAGAUGCGAAGCAAGUGAUGGUGUUGGAGACUGAAUCAUUUGGCACAAGGGAAAGUUUGGUGAUGCAGGCACUUCUUCGGGCGCCUAGAUAUUUUGACUUUAAAGGAAGCAAAUGGGAAACAUGCCAGAGGUGUGGUGAAGAAAAUCAUGGAGCAGCAGGUUGUAUCCCUCUUGAAAAGAAGAAAAGGCCAUGCUUUCGCUGUGGGCAUUAUGGGCAUAAUGGAAAAUAUUGCAAGAAGAUCAGAGGUUGCUUCACUUGCAAGAGAAGAGGUCAUUUAGCCCGAGACUGUCCCGAUACUAACAUACAGAUACUACAAGAUCAAUCUUGUGAAUUUUGUCUAAAAUGCGGUGACACAGGACAUGACAUGUUCACUUGUAAAGAUUGUUACUCCUCUAGUGAUCUUGAGAAAAUUCAAUGCUGGGUUUGCAAAGCUUUUGGCCAUCUUUGCUGCAUUGAUUACAAAGAUUAUAGACCAAGGCAAGCAUCUUGCUACAACUGUGGAAACCUUGGUCAUUUAGGUUCAGAUUGCUUAAAUCUAUGUUGGAACAUUCACCCAGCUUCUCUUAGCUGCAACACAGGUGGGACUGGUCCUUCCAGUGAAGGCAAUUAUGCAGUAGAUCAUACAUUGCAAGAAGGAAAGGAUGGAGAUAUAAAUCUUUUAUGUGAAGACAGCAAAUCUGCGAAGGAGAGCAGUGACGUCUUAGGCUCUGAAGUUGCUCCCAAGAAGAUCCGCAGAUCAAGAUGGAGGAAGCGCAAGCAGAGGCAAAAGAAAACUCUAACAAUAACUGAGGACGGAAGAUGGGAAAUGGCAGACAGUGCCAUGCAACAACAAUGCCAGUCUUCGGAAGACCCAAAAUCAAAUGUAUUGUUGAAACCGGAAGCAACAUUCAGGAACCAUUGUGGUGUUUACUUUGGUGGACAGAGUAGUAGGCAGUGUCAAUCAUCUAAGCUAUCUAGAUCAGACGUUUGGGUGAAUCGUGCGGCAACUUUGGCGAAUCAUAAUGGUGGAUGCUUCGCUCCACCCAGCCUUCUAAACCAAUGUCCACAACAAAUUUCCAUUCAGGAGAGUAUAAUUGAGAAUUCAAAUACUUUGCAAUAAGCUCUGUACUAAACGUACCAACAUCAAGGCUUUAGAUUUUAACUCAAAACAGUUGAAGGCCCUGAAAAGCUCUGUUUACUUUCUGAUCAAUUGCCGGCGGUAAUGGAAUCAUAGGAAUCCCAUUACCUUGGGCAAGUGAAGGACUCGGUGUAUAUGCAAAGUAGCUACAUUAUGUUUCUUUGUAAACCCUUUUCUUAUGAUAGGACAAUAAAAAAAGAGGAUUUCGUCAGUUUA